Messenger RNA from Humulus lupulus (European hop), 1775 nucleotides. RefSeq names its product non-functional pseudokinase ZED1-like. The coding region runs from base 223 to 1248 and encodes 341 amino acids. Gene Ontology annotation, cellular component: plasma membrane. Gene Ontology annotation, biological process: protein phosphorylation; cell surface receptor signaling pathway. The record is from RefSeq and is a predicted model, not a curated record. Gene Ontology annotation, molecular function: protein serine/threonine kinase activity; ATP binding. The transcript has 6 exons. Lineage: Eukaryota; Viridiplantae; Streptophyta; Magnoliopsida; Rosales; Cannabaceae.
CAUAUCUUCUCCCUAACCCGUUCAGCUCAUCAAACCAUAACCUCUCCCUCUCACAAAUCCAUAUCCUCCUCCAUCGUCUCCGUCAACAAACCACCCACAGUUGCGUUGUCAUUUCUCUCAUCAGUCCUUUGAGUACAGGUUUUUCUAAGUCUUGUUCUAGAUUUCCAAAGUGGUUUCUAAUUCGAUAAUUAUAUACAAAUUAAGAGGAUCUGAAUUGGCUAGAUGGGAGGAUCAAGAGGCCCGUCAAAGAAGGAAAGAAAGAGACAUAUUUUAGAACAUGGAGGAAAAUUGUUGGAAGAGCGGAUAAUUUGUUGCAAAGAUAAAUGUAGAUGUAACCCCAUCAGGAAUUUUCCAGCUGAACAACUCCUCACAGCUACAAAUAACUUUCAAUCAUGUUCGGUUGGUAGCGAUAGAUUUUUUGAAUGGUACAAGUGUAGCAUCGAUGACCUCCCUGUUCUAAUUAAAAAAUAUAAUGCUUCAGAACCAAAAAUUUUCAAUCAUGUACUUAAGAAUGCAUAUCGUGACAUCGCAAUAAGUUCACAAAUGAGCAGCCAUAGAAAUGCUCUUAAACUACUAGGUUGUUGCCUUGAAUUCUCUGCACCAGCAUUAGUUUAUGAACACGCUGAAUAUGGACCUUUAAAUUAUGUGGGAGGUAUUGAUGGUGAUCAUUCGCCCUUAUCUUGGAAGAUGAGGUUGAAAGUUGCAAUAGGUACUGGAAAUGCUAUAGCUUAUCUCCAUAAUGCAUUCUCUAGGCCUAUAGUAAAUAGAGACAUAAUUCCUUCACACAUCUUUUUGGAUAAAGAUUAUGUUUCCAAGUUUUCUGAAUUUGGUUUUUCCAUAAUAAUUCCCGAAGGGGAAACACACGUUGAAGAUGAAAUUGUAGGGACAUUAGGAUUUCUUGAUCCUAACUAUUUCCAAACAAGCCGUGUCACAGAGCAUUCUGAUGUUUACAGCUUCGGAGUUCUUCUACUUGUCCUUGUUACUGGGAAAAAUAGUUAUGAAAUGAUGGAACAUGAAGAGAAAUUGGGUACGAUCACUAAGUAUGUAAUUGAUUUGGCCGAAGAGGAGCAGUUCAGAGAAAUUGUGGAUUCUGAAAUUUUGGGAGGAGGAGGAAUAUAUGAAGAGAAAGAAGAAGAAUUUAAAGCUUUCAUAAAAUUGGCUUUGAGUUGCACUAAUUUGGGAGAAAGACCAUCAAUGAUUGAGGUGGUGAAAGAACUUAUCAAGAUUGAAAGAUUGUCCCCUUCCUAGUUCCUACAACACGAUAGACUAUGAAAGCUUAAUCAAUGGAAGAUUCAAUAGAAGCGUAUAUGGAAGCGCUUCUAUUGGAAGCUUCCAUGGAGGCGCUUCCAAUGAAAGCUUCAAUGGAAGCGCUUCCAAUGGAAGCUUCAAUGAAAGCGUUUGCUUCCAAUGGAAGCUUCCAUGGAAGUGAAAAAACUAGCUUUGGUGAUCAUAUGGAAUAAACUUUCAAUUUGGUGAAGGAGUUGAGUCAUUUAACCAGAUUUGGCUAUCGGCAAUAGCUAAAUAUUCCACAACUACACGUGUGCUACUAAAUAUCUCAUUCAGUAAAAUAUUUAUGAAGAGUUUUUAUUGUUUUUCUUUCUAGAAAAUUGAAGAGUUGUAUUAACUUAACUUGGAGUUUUUUCUUUUCUUUCCCUUUUCGAAAUACAUGGAGUUUUGUUGGUAGCACAAACUCUUAGACUUAGAGUUGUUAAUGUUUUAUGGGUUUAUAUUUUUUUGGACUCUGUGUUUUAUCUUAUUAUCUGUUUGGAUUUUGU